Molecule: messenger RNA, 2037 nt
Organism: Cyphomyrmex costatus
Lineage: Eukaryota; Metazoa; Arthropoda; Insecta; Hymenoptera; Formicidae
Product: glucose dehydrogenase [FAD, quinone]
Exons: 5
Coding region: 1-2037 (678 amino acids)
Molecular function (GO): flavin adenine dinucleotide binding; oxidoreductase activity, acting on CH-OH group of donors
Source: RefSeq, a predicted model, not a curated record
AUGCUCACGUUUUGUCUAACGAUCUUCCUGGGUCACGUUGGUGGGAUCUUAUCUCCGGCUAUUCUGGAAACGGUUCAUCACUUCUUGGCAGGAUUCCCACCGCCCGACGAUCUAGUGCUGGAUGAAGACACGGUACCUGGACGGCAUUACCUAUCUUUCGACUUUCUCGUGAUUGGAGCUGGUUCGGCGGGGUCUGUACUCGCGAACCGCCUGACCGAAAAUCCUAACUGGAACGUCCUGGUGCUCGAGGAGGGCAGGGAUGAGAUAUUUCUCACAGAUAUUCCCUUCCUAGCGUCAGCCCUCCACAUCACAGACUAUGCCCGCGUAUACAAGGGUAAAUCUCGACCACAAGACACGUACGGUCGCGGUGGGUACUGUCUCUCGAUGGUCGACGGUCGUUGCAAAGUGGUGACUGGUAGAGCGGUCGGUGGCACCUCAGUAGUGAACUUCAUGAUUUACUCAAGGGGUACAUCGGCGGAUUACGAUGGCUGGGAGGCGCUCGGAAAUCCCGGGUGGAGCUACGAGGACAUAUUGCCUUAUUUCAUCAAGUCCGAAAGAUGCAGGCUGAUCGAUAAAGACAUGAGGUAUCACGGAUACGAAGGAUAUCUGGAUGUCACUACUCCUCCUUAUGCCACUCCUCUGAAAGAAUGUUUCUUGAAUGCUGGCCAAGAGCUUGGUUACGAACUGAUAGAUUACAACAGCGAUAAGUUCAUCGGUUUCUCAACUGUGCAAGCAAAUUUACGAAAUGGUCACAGAGUCAGCGCCAGCAAAGCUUUCCUCAAACCAAUUCGCGACAGAACCAACUUUUAUCUGUCUAAGCUCUCGACAGUAACUAAAAUUGUUAUUAAUCCGCAAACAAAAAAAGCCGAGGGCGUUCAAUUUAUGAGAGGCCAUAAAAUGUAUUUUGUUUCCGCUACUAAAGAGAUUAUACUUUGUGCAGGUACUUUGGGUUCACCACGGUUACUGAUGCUUUCCGGAAUAGGUCCACGAGAUCAUUUGAAUUCAUUAGACAUCGAUGUGAUCGAGGAUCUUCCGGUGGGAUUUAACUUACAAGAUCACGUGAGCAUGUCAGCUUUAACGUUUCUAGUCAAUGAGAGUGUGACUAUUGUCGAGCCACGUUUAGGUUCGAAUCCAGUUAAUUUUGUGAAGUACCUGAUAGAAGGAAAUGGUCCUUUAACUAUACCCGGAGGUGCCGAAGCGAUGGCCCUUGUUAACACCAAAGCUAAUAAUCAUAUGAAAAAAAUACAGAAGGAAAAGUCCAAAUUGAAGUACAUUCACCAUGUAAAUACGCAUAAGUACGACAAGCAGUAUACUGUUCCCAACAUAACUUCCAUCACCAUAAGUCGUAAUGUCUUCAAUAAGAUAUCUUCUCAUACUAACGGGAGCAAGCUGUCAAAGGAUGACUUUCCCGACGUCGAGUUGGUAUUAGGCGCAAGCUCGUUAGCCGGAGAUACUUCCGGCAUUUAUCGCAGUCUUUUAGGAUUAACGGAAGAAUUUUAUAAGGAGGUUUAUGGUGAUUACAAAGGCUUUGAUAGCUUCAUGAUCGUACCUGUUCUUCUGCAACCUAAGAGUCGCGGUAGACUCACUUUGAGAAGCAACAAUCCAUGGGACUCGCCGAUUGUGGAUAUCAAUUAUUAUGAUCAUGAGGAUGAUCUGAAUACAAUGGUGCAAGCUAUAAAAAUCGCGAUUGAAGUGGCUUCCACGAAGGCGUUCGAGCGUUUUAACACUACGAUGCUGCCAGUAUCGUUUCCGGGAUGCAAGCAUAUCGCUUUUAAGAGCGACGCAUACUGGGCCUGCGUCUCCCGUCAGGUGUCGACGACUCUGGGUCACUACGCUGGCACGUGCAAGAUGAGCACCCGGAGGAAUUCGGGAGUGGUGGACCACAGGCUGCGGGUGCACGGGAUCGACGGUCUCAGGGUCGUGGACGCCAGCGUGAUGCCGACUAUAAUCGCUGGUCAUACAAAUGCACCAGUGUACAUGAUCGCUGAGAAGGCCAAUGACAUGAUCAAGGAGGACUGGAAAGAGGUUUGUCACUAG